Drosophila elegans is the source of this 1832-nucleotide messenger RNA. It is a transcript of the gene eIF4E7, whose product is annotated as eukaryotic translation initiation factor 4E1. Lineage: Eukaryota; Metazoa; Arthropoda; Insecta; Diptera; Drosophilidae. Bases 243 to 1568 code for a protein of 441 amino acids. Gene Ontology annotation, molecular function: translation initiation factor activity; RNA 7-methylguanosine cap binding. Gene Ontology annotation, cellular component: cytoplasm; eukaryotic translation initiation factor 4F complex. The record is from RefSeq and is a predicted model, not a curated record. The transcript has 2 exons. Gene Ontology annotation, biological process: translational initiation.
UUCUCAAAAAAUUUGUGUGUUAUAUUCAAGUGCUAGGUCGGAAACCCAUAAAUUUGCCAUUUACAUUAUUCGGAUAAGGAUGUACUUGGAUAUUUACUAAAUAUACAGUCAAAAUUUUACAAAAUCUGGCUCUGGAACAAUAAACUCACUUUUUCCACAAUAAAGUUACAUAACUUACGGCAUAGUAUCUGUUUUAAGCGAGUGCCAAUCAAUAUUUUUUUCGGAUUCCCAGUUAAGCCGUCAUGAUUCCCAACAAUUUUUACAAACUGAAGAACUUUGCCAAUCCGAAAACGAUGUUCAGAAACUACAUCGACAAGGAAGAAAAUCCUUCUUCUGUGGGUCUUCGUAAGGUAGAAGCUACUGUCGCCGCUGCUGCUGCAGUCCCUCAAUCCAAUGCUGCUUCGAAAAAUGACACCAAGAUGAUUACAACACCGGCAGAAUCUUCAAAAAAGGGAAAGAAGAUGAACAAGAAGGGUAAGAAGAAUCAGAAGCAGAAUCAGGAUCAGAAUCGGGAUCAGGAUCAGAAGAAUGUGCCUCGAACCCCCAGUGAGAUGAGCAAAAUCAGUGAAGGUCACACGGUUGCCAAGAAGAAUGAAAUUAAGAAUGAAAAUUCAGAGGACAAAAAUGAGGUCAAAGAAAGGGACGUAGUUCAGGACAAUGGCCAGGUGAAGAAAAGUGAGGUCCCGCAAGAGGAAAGUGUGCAAAAGAAAGUUACAGAGAAAAAGUUGAGCCCCGAGCAAAUGUUAUUAGAGAAAAAUAUCGAAAAGAAGUUGUCAGAGCAAAAGAAAAGCAUGCUAAAACCAAGUAGUACCCAUUACUCGAACCCAACAAUCGAAUCUAGUAGUCAUUCUCCAACCGUUCAGCCGACAAUUGAGAAGAACGAAUGUCAGAAUAUUGUUGAUGUUACUACUAAUACGACUCUCACAGAGACAGGAUCGCUGGAGAAGAUGAAGCCACUAGAGAGCGAUGUUAGCCAGUAUGAUGAUGAUGAUUAUCUGCCUGAAGAGAUGGAGGCCAAGGGACCGCAUCAUCCGUUGAACAACUGCUGGACACUGUGGUAUCUGGAGAACGAUCGCACCAAAAGCUGGGAGGAUAUGCUUCACAAGGUCACAAGCUUCGACACCGUCGAGAAUUUUUGGAGCCUGGUGACGCACAUCAAGACGCCAUCGGAACUGAAGCUGGGCAGCGACUAUUGUCUGUUCAAGAAGGGCAUUCGACCGAUGUGGGAGGAUGAGGCCAAUGUCCGUGGCGGUCGUUGGGUCAUCAGUGUGACCAAAACCGCCAAAAACGACCUGGACAACUUCUGGAUGGACACGAUGCUCUGUCUGAUCGGCGAGGCCUGCGAUAAUUCGGACGAACUGUGCGGUGCCGUGGUCAAUAUUCGCAGCAAGACCAACAAGAUUUCCAUUUGGACGGCCGACGGGGAAAAGGAAGCGGCUGUCCUCGAGAUUGGAAGCAAAUUGCGCGAGGGUCUGCACAUGGACAAGGCCUAUGUGAUGCAGUAUGAGCUCCACAAGGACAUCAAGGUCAAGCAGGGGUCAACCAUCAAGAACACAUAUAACCUAUAGCACCUCAAACCUCAAGCAUCAGGUCAAGUUUUAGUUAUUUUCAGUAAUUUUUUUUACCCAAGAACACUAAAUCACUAAACCUACUGUAAUUUCCCAAAACAUUCGGAACACAUUCGAUUAUCCGCCGCUAUACGUUGGCUAGAGAUGUCAGUUGGAUGGCAAAAUUGCAGUCAAGUCGUCUUCCUCGUGCACGUUGUACAUUUUAAUUGUAACCUUGUUCUUGUAAAGCGUUGAAAUAUAUGCAAAAAAAUUAGUUUCGAGCUA